Pseudocercospora fijiensis CIRAD86 is the source of this 1362-nucleotide messenger RNA. RefSeq lists its product as uncharacterized. Gene Ontology annotation, molecular function: FAD binding. NCBI's taxonomy places the organism in Eukaryota, Fungi, Ascomycota, Dothideomycetes, Mycosphaerellales, Mycosphaerellaceae. Gene Ontology annotation, biological process: secondary metabolite biosynthetic process. The transcript has 3 exons. Bases 1 to 1299 code for a protein of 432 amino acids. The record is from RefSeq and is a predicted model, not a curated record.
AUGGCACAAACAAGCAAGAAGUUCGAAGUCGCGAUUAUUGGAGGAGGCAUCUCCGGCCUCACCCUAGGCAUAGCCCUCCACCACCGCGGCAUCCCAACCCGCAUCUACGAACAAGCGCCCGAAUUCGCCGAAAUCGGGGCAGGAGUAUCAUUCCGCGAAAAUGCAAUCCAAGCCAUGGAACACUGCCACCCCGGCAUCUUCGAGGCCUUCGAAAAAGUCCGAGUCAGCAAUCUGUGGCCCAGCAAAAAAACCGUCUGGUUCGAUUACCACGACGGAUACCACGACAAAAGUUCCUCGGAAACGUUCGCGUUCUCGAUCCGCACGAAACUGGGACAGGCGGGGGUGCAUCGGGCGCAUUUCUUGAAUGAAUUGGUGGGGUUGUUUCCUGCGGAACGGAGUCAUUUUGGGAAGAGGUUGGAGGGACUGGAGAGGGAAGAAGAUGGGAGGUGGAGGUUGAGAUUUGUGGAUGGGUCGAGUGCGGUUGCGGAUGCGGUGAUUGGAUGUGAUGGGAUUAAGUCGAAAGUGAGGGUUUUGAUGUUUGGGGAGGAGCAUCCGUGUGCGAGGCCGACGUAUACGCAUAAGUAUGCGUAUCGGGGCUUGACGGAUAUGGAGGAUGCUGUGAAGGCUGUUGGGGAGGAGAAGGCUAAGACGGCUUGUAUGCAUAUGGGACCAGGUGGCCAUUUACUCACCUUCCCGGUCAACAAAGGCAAAACCGUAAACAUCGUAGCCUUCAAAACCAACCCCGAAGACUGGCCUGACCACGACCGUCUAGUCCGCCGCGCAAACCGGGACGACGCACUCCGAGAUUUCCAAGACUAUGGGCACGACGUCCUCAGCCUGUUGAAACUCUGCAAACCCGAUCUCGACGUCUGGGGAAUUUUUCACCUCGCGGAUCACCCAGUCCCCUCUUUCGCCAAAGGAUCCAUCUGUCUCGUCGGCGACGCGGCACACGCGACAUCACCCCACCACGGUGCCGGAGCAGGUUUCUGUAUCGAAGAUGCCGCUAUCCUCGCGGAUCUCCUGGCGGAUAAGAGAGUGAAAACUCGAGAACAUGUGGAAGCGGUGUUUGCGGCUUUUGAUGAUGUGAGGAGGGACCGUGGACAAUGGUUGCCUCCCAGUUCGCAGCAUAUUGGGAAUUGCUAUGAAUGGAUUGCGGAGGGGGUAGGGGAGGAUUUUGAAAAGAUUGAGACUGAGAUUAACGUGAGGAAUGGGAUUAUUGCGGAUGUGGAUAUUCCGGGUAUGUGUCGGGAUGCGAGGGAGUGUUUGACGCAGAGAUUGCAGGCGAGUGGGAGGUUGUAGGAGAAGAAGUCGUUUGCUUUGAUGAUAAGGAUCUAUCCAUAGGUGUUUAAACUGUUUUGACGU